AUGGGCAGGAUAAUUUUUUACGAGGACAGGAACUUCCAGGGUCGUUCCUAUGACUGCAGCAGCGACUGCUCCGACCUUGGCAUGCACCUGAGCCGCUGCAACUCCUGCAGGGUGGAGAACGGCUGCUUCGUGGUGUACGACCGCUCCAACUUUAUGGGUAAUCAAAUCUUCCUGAGGAGAGGAGAGUACUCUGAUGUCCUGCGUAUGGGAAGCAUGAUGAGCAUGGGGACGAUGGGCAUGGCCACGAUGGAGACCAUUCGCUCCUGUCGCAUGAUCCCCAUGUACAGGGGACAGUUCAGGAUGAGGAUCUACGAGAGGGAGAACUUUGGAGGCCAGAUGCAUGAAGUGAUGGAGGACUGCGAGUCUCUCCAGGAUCGCUACCGCAUGUCUGACUGCCAGUCCUGCAACGUGAUGGAUGGCCACUGGCUGAUGUUUGAGCAGCCCAACUACAGAGGCAGGAUGAUGUACCUGAGGCCAGGAGAGUACCGGACCAUGAGGGACAUCAGCAACGUCAUGAGAUUUAGCUCCAUCAGACGUAUUACAGACGUUUGCUGA
Myripristis murdjan (pinecone soldierfish) is the source of this 555-nucleotide messenger RNA. Its product is annotated as gamma-crystallin M3-like. Gene Ontology annotation, biological process: lens development in camera-type eye; visual perception. Gene Ontology annotation, molecular function: structural constituent of eye lens. NCBI's taxonomy places the organism in Eukaryota, Metazoa, Chordata, Actinopteri, Holocentriformes, Holocentridae. The record is from RefSeq and is a predicted model, not a curated record. The transcript is spliced from 3 exons. Bases 1 to 555 code for a protein of 184 amino acids.